UACCCCCCUUUGGUUUUCCCUCCUCGGCACACCGGGCACGUUCUUUGCUUUCUUUGCUCUGGCAAACUCUCCUUUCGCUUCGGUCUUUUUGACCCUGUUCGAUCUUUCCCCUGUGUUAACAUCUGUACUCCUGAUAGGCCGCAUUUGGGAUGCCCUCAUUUCCGACCAAGUCUUGAUCCACCAACCUGUUUUAUACGCCUUUCGCCCUUAACCCAACGACCGAAGGACAGACGACACCAUGCACGGCUACAGCUCCUCCGAGGAGUCUGACGACCCUCGCCGGCCCCGCGCGCAACCCAGCACCAGUAGCAGCAACAGUAAUGACCAAAAGAAGAAAAAGAAGAAGCCCAAGCCCCCACCUCAGCAGACCAUCAACUGGAUCUGGAAGAAUUUCCAAAAGCGCAAGUUCAGCAAGGCCCUCGCUGUCUUGCCCUUCGACCCUGUCCUCCCUCCAGCAGGCCCCGAGAGACCCAACGAAUCGCCGAACGCUGGCUAUGAACGGGCUGCGGAAGAGUGCCGUCGGAAGGUUAGGAAGAUUAUCCAGGAAUGCCGCAGGGUGAAUACUCGCUAUCGGGAUCCGAACUUUGAUCUGGACUGGGACCUCAAAUGGGAAAAGGGCAACUGUCUCAAUCACCUGGGCUCUACCAAGUGGUCGAUCAGCAGGUCUUCUCUUUCCAGCAGCAGCGCUACCGUGCCCAAGGCUGUCAAGCGCGUGCACGAAAUCUUUGAGAAACCUACGUUCAUGAAGUCCCUCAGUGGCGACGAUGUCAAGCAAGGCAGCCUCGGGGACUGCUGGCUUAUCGCUAGUCUGACGGCUCUGGCCCACGUUCCGGGUGCGCUGGAGAAGAUUUGCGUGGAAUACGAUCAACGCAUUGGCAUUUACGGUUUCGUCUUUUACAGAGGUAUGCCAUUCCAUCAAUGCUAUCCCUUUAAGGAGAAGAAACAGCGAGAAGAAGAAGAGAAAAAAAAGAACGAGAAAAAAAAGAAAUAUUUUGCUGACUCGAGGCGACCCACAGAUGGCGAAUGGAUCUACUCCAUCAUCGAUGACAAGCUCUACCUCAAAUCGCCCGCAUGGGAUUCGCGCAGUAUGCAGCGGGAUCUUCUGCAGCAGAUCGACCGGGAGGAUCAAGAGCGCGUCUACCGCAAGACAUACCAGACCGGCUCCAAAGCUCUCUUCUUCGGACAAUGCAAGGAUCAGAACGAGACGUGGGUCCCGCUCCUCGAGAAGGCCUACGCUAAGGCCCACGGCGACUACGCUUCCUUGAUUGGCGGUUGGAUCGGCGAGGCCCUCGAAGAUCUCUCCGGCGGUGUCACGUCGGAGAUCCUUGUUUCCGACAUUCUCGACACGGAAAGUUUCUGGGACGAGCUCGCCAGGGUCAACGACGAGUUCUUGUUUGGCUGCUCCACAGGGCUGCUCGAAUGUGGAUACGGAGAUCGCGAUGGCAUCUCGGAAGGCCACGCCUACGUCCUCAUGGAGGCCAAGACGCUCAAGUCGGGCCAGCGACUGCUCAAGCUGAGAAACCCUUGGGGCAAGAUCCGAAAGGGCAUCUGGGAAGGUGCAUGGUCCGACGGGUCCAAGGAGUGGACGCCGGAUGCGCAAGCGGAACUCAACCACAUGUUCGGCAACGACUCUUCUUUCUGGAUCUCGUAUGAAGACUUUCUCAACAAGUUCCAGCACAUCGACCGCACCAGGCUGUUCCGGGACACCGACUGGCGGUGUUGUCAGCGGUGGAUCGGCGUGGAGGCUCCUUGGAAGCCCCAGUACAACGAGAAGCUCCAGUUCACGCUGACCAAGGAUUCGCCGCUGGUCUUGACCUUGACACAGCUCGACGACCGGUACUUCAAGGGUCUUCAGGGCCAGUACAGGUUCCGGCUGCACUUCCGCAUCCACGAGAAGGGCCGCCCCGAAGCAGAGGACUACGUUGUACGGUCGCACGGCAAUUACCUCAUGUCGCGCGGCGUGUCGAUCGAAAUCCCGGACAUGCCGGCGGGUGAGUACAGCGUGUUCAUCAGCGUAACGGCCGAGAGGGAUACGGCGGUGCCUUCGGUGGAGAACGUGGUCAAGCGCGAGUGCAAGAACCGGACGGAGAACGAGAAGCUGGCCCAGGUGGGCUACGCUUACGACCUGGCGCACAGCAAGGGCGCGGCGCAUCUCGAGGAGGUGGCCCGGCUGCGCAAGAUCAAGGACCAGCAGAAGGCGUCGGCGUCGCGGCAGAAGGAGCGCCGCAAGCAGUGGGAGAGGCGGCAUAUGAACCGCGUGAUCAACAAGAAGCAGAAGGAGAAGAACACGACCAAGCGCGAGCGCAAGCGGGCCGCGGCUGCGGUGGACGAUGCUGACGAAAGCUCAACGGAAGAAGAGGUAAAGCAGCAGCCGGAGCAGCAGCAGCAGCAGGCCGCGGACCAGAGCAAAGAAGAGGGCAAGGCGGACGGACAACAAGAGUCGGAUGAGAAGCCCGCUUCUCCCAAGCCCAAGAAGGGGGAGGGCAAGAGGCGAGCUACGAAGGCCGCCCCGCCGCCUCCCGUGUCGGACGGCGAGUCGUCCGACUCGCCCAUCGAGGACUGGGAGGAGCUGUACAGCAGCGACGACAUGGUCCGCAAGCCGCGGCUGGCGCCGGCCCAGCCGCCGCUCCCCAAGUCGGCCAUCUUCGAGUCGGAGGACGAGGACGCGCCGGAGCCGUGGAACGCCAUCUGCAUCGUCGGCUUCCGGCUGUACUCCAAGGACGAGGACCUCGACCUGCGCGUCGUCAUGGAAGGGGGCGACCUGCUCGAGAACGGCAUGGGCAAGAAGGGAGGUGCCGACCUCGACAAUGCGCAGGAGAAUGCGGGCGGCGAGCGCGAGAAGCAGCCGUCUGGGGAGGAAGAAGCCGAAGAGAAGACGGCGCAGCAGGACGCGGGAGAAACGAAGGCCGCGUCCGGUGGAGAGAAGGGGGAGGUCGUUGAUGGGGAUGCGAAGGCUCCACCUUCACCACCCGAGGAACCCAAGGAGAGGGAGAAGGGGCAGCAGCCGGACGAGACGGGCGCCGAUAAGACUCCCGAGCCGAACGAGGACUCCAAGUCGGAUAAGAGCUCUGACUCGGCAGAGUACGACAAGCUCGACUCUGGGGCCAGCACGCCGGGAGUGCUUGUCACGCCUAUGGAGUCUGGUAAACAGCUGGGUUGAGCUGCAUCUCCUCGUCGCUUUCGCAUUUACGACCAAUAUUUUUCUUCUCUUCUCUUUUGUUUUCUUUCAUGAUGAGCGAUGAAUUGGCAUAUAGACAUGUCAAACGGCUUUUGACUUUGC
Sodiomyces alkalinus F11 is the source of this 3280-nucleotide messenger RNA. Its product is annotated as calpain clp-1. Gene Ontology annotation, cellular component: cytoplasm. NCBI's taxonomy places the organism in Eukaryota, Fungi, Ascomycota, Sordariomycetes, Glomerellales, Plectosphaerellaceae. The transcript has 3 exons. Gene Ontology annotation, biological process: proteolysis. The coding region runs from base 239 to 3160 and encodes 973 amino acids. The record is from RefSeq and is a predicted model, not a curated record. Gene Ontology annotation, molecular function: calcium-dependent cysteine-type endopeptidase activity.